Messenger RNA from Anopheles stephensi (Asian malaria mosquito), 8678 nucleotides. RefSeq lists its product as uncharacterized. The record is from RefSeq and is a predicted model, not a curated record. Gene Ontology annotation, biological process: membrane protein ectodomain proteolysis. NCBI's taxonomy places the organism in Eukaryota, Metazoa, Arthropoda, Insecta, Diptera, Culicidae. Gene Ontology annotation, molecular function: metalloendopeptidase activity; RNA binding. The coding region runs from base 878 to 8494 and encodes 2538 amino acids. The transcript is spliced from 8 exons.
GAAAUUAAAAGUUUUUAAAAAGAAACAGCUUAACUGUGCAAAUUUUUCAUGUUUUAAUACAAUCAACUCUUAACCAUAUGUCCUACGGCAAACACGUUGGCCGGCCCAGCCGCACGGAGAAACCAGUGGCAAAGCGCGCGCACUACCAUUUCGUAUGAUACCGCACGGCGUUGAAGUUUGCGGUCUCAGAAACAAUCAGUCCGUCCAACGCGCAGGACGCAGGUCGGCAUGAGUUCGCGGUCCGCAAACUGGUGGCUCCGGCAGUGAUACACACAUCGAGUCCACGAGUCACGUACAUAAAGACAGCCAACAGUGGAUCCUUUUUUUGGUGCAGUUUUUUUAAUAAUAAUUCGUUAACAGUAUAGUGCAGAUAAGCUGUUUUCUGUUGUCUACACGCUAAUCAUUUGAAUUCCGGAGUUGGUUUGGAGUGAUUAUCAAUUGGAGUCCUUUUUUGUGCGGUGAUGUCAGUGUUUAUACUGUUGGGCGAUAAAACAAGUGUUCCCUAGAGAAAAAAAAGAGUGGCAAAAGUAUAAAAGUUAUCAACGGCAGUUUGGGAAGUGUUUUUUGAAAUUUGAAAAAGAGAAGUGGAUUUUUUGGAGCAAAAAGUAAAGCAAGUGAUCGUCAGUCGACAGUACACGGGUACACGCUUCCUCAUUCCAUGUUUGUACAGUGUGUUUCGGGUGCUGGUCGCUAACAAGUGCCGUUUUGCGUUAAGCCCUUAGCGUACGUGCGUUUGUUUGUAACGGCGACACUUUCCCGAAAGUACGUAACAAUUUCCACAGAUGUACAACUGUACAUCGUAACGGUUGUACGGUGCGAUAGGUUGCAGCUGUAGAAUUUGUGCCGGAAGACACUUGAAAUCCACUCAACAACCACCAUGUGGCUGCAAAGCGUCCGCCCAAGCGGAGUGAAUGUCCGAUCGAGAGGAUGCCUCGAGUGCAGAAUGCCUCUAGCGUUACUCAUCCUCCUCCUGGUGUGCCACACUGUGAUAGUGACGGCUGUGAUAGACAAACGUAGUGCCUUAGAUCUGCGGCGACUCGACGAUCUUCUGUCUACGGAAGGACAUUUGAACGACAAUUUGGAGCUGCACGAUAGGAUUUUCCCAACAUUUCACUGCCCCCGCACGAAACGAGCCCUUCGCUCAUCAUCGCUGGACGAUGAUGAUGAUGAUAACGGUCGUCAGGGCACCCAGAAUCGGCGGCCUUUUAGACGAAGACCCCAUCGGGAGCGACUUACCAUACAGUACGGAAUGCGCGGUGAAACGAUGACACUUGAUCUGACGCUGAACGAAAACAUUAUCCCGGACGAUUACACGUUCGUGCACCAGUCGCCCGAGGGAAGGGACAUCGUGGAACGACUCGAUCGGGAUGCGGUUGAACUGUGCCAUUACGAAGGAACCGUACGGGAACGUCCCGGUUCACGGGUUGCCAUAUCAACGUGCAAUGGAGCGAUCGAUGGUGUAAUCUACGAGCGUAACGAAACCUACCUCAUCGAGUAUCACAACAAUACGCAUCUGCUCUAUCGGAGACGCUUCAAACGGGACAUCCUGGACAACGAGCUGCAGGUGGAGGAUACAGCGAGUGGUGCAGCAGCUAACAACAAAACGGCCUUUUCCACCGGAUAUCGUGAGAAUGCCGAUUCGCUGUUCGUCGAGCUGGUGCUGGUCGUCGAUCGGACGCUGUUUUUGAAGUUUAGCUCAAACGUGCAGCGUGUCCAUCAGCACUGCCUGUCGGUGGUGAACGUGCUGAACGAGCUUUAUCGCCCACUGAACGUGUACAUCCUCCUAGUGGGAGUAGUGCUUUGGAACACCCGGGACAACAUCAUCAUCUCGACCGAUUCCAAGCAGACACUUACCAGCUUCCUUGCCUAUCGGAAAGAUCAGCUACUUCGCCAAAUCCCCAACGAUAAUGCACAUCUCCUAACGGCUGUCCGCUUUCCGGACGGAGUGAUCGGAAAGGCCGAACUGGGCUCGAUGUGUAGUAUGGCCGGUUCCGGGGGUAUCGCGGUGGUGGAGAACUUUGUCGUAACGCCCCUUGCAACAACGAUCGCACACGAACUGGGUCACAACUUUAACAUCGACCACGAUACGGAAGAGUGCGGUGGAUCGCGCUGCCCAGGACCGGGUCCGUGCAUUAUGGAGGCAAAGCUGCGUGAUUCCGCCGACAUACCGAACCGGUGGAGCACCUGCAGUGUGGACGAUUUGCACGAAUCACUUAAGCGAGGAUUGGGCGCUUGUCUGAAGAAUAAACCGACCCGAUUGCUGGUGCGAGCCGUUUGCGGGAACGGACUGCUGGAACCGGGCGAACAGUGUGACUGUGGACGGCGCGAUAGUUGUGAUAAUAGCUGCUGUGAUGCACGGACGUGUCAGUUGCGCGCGAACGCCACCUGUGCUACGGGGGCCUGCUGUGAUCUAGCGACCUGCCAGCCGAAACAGGCCGGAAGCGUUUGUCGGCAGGCGCGUGGCGAGUGCGAUCUUCCCGAGUAUUGCGAUGGACGGGGUGAGCUUUGUCCGGCUGAUGUGUAUCUACGUGAUACGAGUCCGUGCCGGAAGGGUGAAGCGUACUGUUACCGGGGCGAAUGUCAUACUCGCGAUAGCCAAUGUCGACGGCUGUGGGGACCGUCGGCACGGUCCGGGCUGGAGGUGUGCUAUGAAGCUAAUGUGAACGGGACCAUUUUUGGAAACUGUGGGAACGAUCUGACGACGGAUAGGUACGAACCCUGCUCAACGCACGACCUCCACUGUGGACUGCUGCACUGUACGCAUCAAAGCGAGAAGCUGGAGUACGGCAUCGAAGCGUAUGCAAAGCGAACGGCGACGAAAUUCCAACACUACGGCCCGCGGGGAACUGUUCGGACGACAAUCUGCAAUGCGGUUAUCGUUGAUCUUGGGCUGGAUAUAGUCAAUCCGGGCCUUGUGCCCGACGGUACCAAGUGUGGUGCGGGACGGAUGUGUUUCCAGCAGCAGUGUGUCGCCAUUAGUCGACUGCAGGAGGACCAAGACAUCGGUGACGACUGUCCCGCUAACUGCAACGGUAAUGGGGUUUGUAACAGUCAGGGACAUUGUCACUGCCAUCCCGGCUUUGCACCACCGUUUUGUGAUGAACCUGGAGACGGUGGUUCGAUCGAUAGCGGGCCGGCGGGACGAUCCGCGAACAACGUGCACGAACUGCUGCUGAAGGUGUUCGUGCCUGCCCUGGCCAUUGGUGGUUUGUUGUUAAUACCUAGUCUCAUCUUGCUAAUUGUUAAACGCACGCUGUUGAUGGCGCAACUACGUGUUGUUUUGAAACGAUUCCGUGAGCGGAAGUACGGCCACAUUGUAGUGCCACCAGCGUCCCCGACCGCUGUCGUAGCUCCGACCACGCUGAAGCCGCCCGAUGGCCAAAGAAAAGCUGCUAAUGACACCCAGCGGCCCACAAUCCCUCCUCCACCUCCCAUCCCGGAAGCGAAGCAACCGCAGUGCUUUAUUAAUGUGAACAUCAGUAAAGACGGGAAGGUGACGAUCGAGAACAAGCUAAUCGAUUCUCCGUUCCUGCACAAAGCGAGUGUGGUCGAUACGCACGAGGCGUUCCGGAUGCGCCUGCUGCAGGAACGGUCGUACAGCGUGGAAAGUUCCACAUCGUCCGAGCAUCCGCUCGUGACGGCGGAAACGCAUAAACCGAGCAGCCUCACCAACCUAACCGAAACGGUAGAGUCAGCUCCACAAGGAAGGAUGUUCGGAUCGGUGCUGCAGGAGCUGAAGCAGACCGAUCGUAUGCAUACGUUUCAGAGCCAUCGUUCCAAGAGUGAUGAAAGACCUCCGGCAAGGCAACUGCCAAAGCUACCGCGCCAGUACACAAUCAGCGACUUUGACUCGAUCGAACGGUUGCCCGAUGUUGAUGAAGAAGAACCGCAAUCCUUACUUACAACCUCAAAGCCUGUAACACCCAAACAAAUCCCUCGACCGUUACCACGUGUUGCACCGGGAAACCCAUCACGGUUACUACCGACCACACCAUCCAGCGGCAAUAUCGCAGCCAAGCAGAAAACAUUCGAUAAAGCACAUCUAGCUUCCGGCGCCGCAGGUCCCGGAAAGCCGUCCACGGGGAACAACGUGGCAGCGCUGAAGGCAAAGCUAAAUCUGGCGGAAAUUGGUGCAAGACGAUACAAAUAUGAAAUUCCAUCGUUGAAUUUCAGUAGCCGCAACUACGUAACACCGGUGCAACAGACAUACAGGCACGCGUCGCGCUGCCCCCGCGGGAGGAACGGAAUGGCGGUGGAAAUGGGUUAUAACGGUACGGUGCUGGUCGUGGAGGAGGAAGGCGACGAAGCGGUCGAGAUCCCGCUGGAGGAGGACGGUACGCUGCUGCUUUCGACGCUGCAGGCCCAGUUCUACGGUGCGUGUGGUCUGAAAUAUCGCAACCCGGAUAAUAAAGCCAUACGGGGUGUGCGGCUCAAUGACAACAAGCUGCACCCAUUCUCGCCCGACUCGGGCUGGGGUAACCAUGUGUACAUAUGCGUGUUUCCGAAGGAAAACAAACGCAAGAGCGACGACAAGCUGGAAAAUUCGACACCCAAGACGAAGCGGAUCGAGAGCCGGAACCGCACCACGACGGACCUGAUCGUGCUGGGGUUACCGUGGAAGACGACCGAGGAAAGCCUGCGGGAGUACUUCGAAACGUUCGGCGAUCUGCUGGUGGUGCAGAUAAAGAAAGACUCCAAGACCGGCCAAUCCAAGGGUUACGGGUUUAUCCGGUUCGCCAGGUUCGAGAGCCAGAUGAAGGCGCUCUCGAAGCGGCACCUAAUCGACAGCCGCUGGUGUGACGUGAAGGUGCCUAGCAGUAAGGAUCAGACGCAGCACCAGAUGCCAAGCAAGAUAUUUUUAGGCCGCCUGACGGAGGAUAUCAACGCCGACGAUAUCCGGGACUACUUUAGCAAAUACGGCGAGGUGACGGACGUUUUCAUACCGAAACCAUUCCGGGCGUUCGCCUUCGUCACCUUCAUUGACCCGCACGUGGCGCAGAGCCUGUGCGGGGAGGAUCAUCUGAUCAAGGGCACGUCGGUGUACGUGUCGACGGCGUCGCCCAGGCCGGAGCACGGCCGGCAUCACGGCAAAGGCCAGAUGGGGGGAAAUUUUUCCAACUACGAUGAGCGUGGCCGUGGGGGAGGGGGAGGCGUUGGCGGUGGUAGCGGCGGCAGCGAGUAUCAUCGGGGCAGUGGUGGCGGGCAUGCGGUAGGUCCCCACGUUCCAGCACCCAACAAUAAUUACCAUCACGGUGGAGGUGGUGGUGGUGGUGGCGGCGGCGGCGGCGGAAGCGAUGGUGGCGGCCCCGGUGGGUACAAUAAUCUACAGUCGGGAAGCGGUGGUAGCCAACAGCAGCCUAUCUGGAACUACAACGAGUACACGGCUCAAAAUCGGCAAAACAACAGCAACAUUGAAUCGAUGCCGAACCUACAGGCACUUGGCAUUAACUCGAGCGGCCCAAACGGGCAGCGGGGAGGCGCGGUCGGUGGCGGCCUACACAGUGGGCACCACGCGGGGAUGGGAAACCAUCUGAGCGGUAGUGGUGGUGCCGCUGGAUCCGCUCCCGGUGGUCCGGGCAAUAAUGGGGCCGGGGUGAUUGGCGCCCACGGUGGACCGGCGGCUGGUAACAUGAAUCUCUACCAGAUGCCAAUCAAUCCCGCAAUCAUAGCUGCCGCCCUGAGCCAGUGGAGCUUAAUCGGGAACCAGAUGCACAACAACGCCCAGGGCGCGGGUGGACCGGGCGGACCGGGUGGGCCCGGAGCUCCCGGGCAGGCGAACGCGAACGUCCCUGGUGGACCGGCCGGUGGGCCGCCGGGGCCGGGCGGUGCGGCCGGGCCCGGACCCGGUGCGUCCGAACAGGAGUACCUGCCCUGGAACGGGACCGGUAAUGGGGCGCCGGGUGCCGGUGGACCGGGUGCUGGACGUGUCGAUCAGAACCGCCAUUUCCCGCCGGCAUCAUAUCAAUCGGCCAGCGGCAAACGGGGUCUUAGAAUGCCGUCGUUAGUUUGGUCAUUAUCGAUAGUAUUACUGCUAGCGGUGACACCGCUGGAAGGAUUAAAAAAUCAUCCAACACAUCAACGCCAUCGACAGCGGGUCGAUGACGGCACCGAUGGAAAUGUACCGUCGCCCAAGGCUACUAGCAGCAGUGCCGGUGACGAACUCCCUAAUCCUAUUUACCCUGUGCUGAUGCCUUCUCAGAAGCAGGACACGGCCACACUGACCUACAAUCUCGCAGGCAAGGUCACGGUGCUGUCACUGAUCCAAAGUCAUGGACGGGCGACUGGGGAUUGUCAGCAGUAUCGGACCGGAACGCAGCCCCGGAUCAGACACGAUGGCCCAUCGACCGAAAUUAUCAACUGCGACGGUCGCAUCCGGGGGACAGUACGACUACCGGAAGGAACAUUCCGCAUCGAGUACGAUAGCACGGCUGGGGUUCACUUUAUGCGAAGAUUGGUGGACCCGCCGCACCAUCGAGUGGGGAAACAUCGUGCGAAACGGAACCAUCUCAACACGAUCAAGGGCCCGUACCAGGCCAACGCACACUCGAGCUACGUGGAGUUGUUGCUCGUCGUAGAUAACUCGCUGUUCCGCAAGCUGGAUCAGGACACGUGGAAAGUGUACCAGUAUUGCGCUAACCUUGUCAACCAUAUCAAUAUGCUAUACAACCCCCUGAACAUCUUCAUCGCCCUCACGGACGUUGUCGUGUGGAAGGACGUGGAUCGCAUCAACGUGUCCACCCGGGCCGAUGAAACACUCAACAGCUUCCUUUCGUACCGGUCCACCACACUGCUGCACGAUCAUCCGCACGAUCACGCCCAACUGCUCACGGCGAUCGAGUUUAGGGAUAAUGUGAUCGGUAAGGCGAAAGUAGGUGGCAUGUGCUCGGAUCGUAGUUCGGGUGCGAUCGUACGCGUUCACACGGACGCAGUGGCCAUUCAGGCGAGUACACUGGCCCACGAGAUGGGACACAGCUUCACGAUGGAGCACGACGAGGAUGGGGAUUGCUCCUGCCCAGAUCGGAAGUGCAUCAUGACCCGGACCGUGACAGGACUUACGCUGCAACACUGGAGCAACUGCAGUCUGGAACAGUUGGCCACGGCGUUCGGACGAGGUUUGCAUCACUGUCUAACGAACCGCCCGAACUAUCUGGCCUUCGAGAGCUGUGGCAAUGGGUUCGUGGAACCGGGCGAGGAGUGCGACUGUGGGCUGGAGGAGGCUUGUGAGAAUAGUUGCUGCGAUGCACGGACCUGUCGGUUACGGGAAGGCGCACAGUGUGCGACGGGCGAGUGCUGUGAUCUUGAGACGUGCCAGUUGCGUGAACCGGCCGUCCCAUGCCGACAAGCGCGAGGAGAAUGUGAUCUUCCCGAGUACUGUACCGGUCGGACGGAGUUUUGUCCACCGGAUGUGUAUCGCCGAGAUACGGAACCGUGUGCGGCCGGGGAAGCUCACUGCAUUGCGGGACGCUGUAGAACGCGGACGGACCAAUGUCGAGCGUUGUGGGGUCCUUCGGGACAUGCGGCCAGUGAUGCUUGCUACGAGGCGAAUGCGAAGGGUACGAAAUACGGCAACUGUGGCUACGAGGGUCGUCCGGCGGAGAGCUUUCGCAAGUGCGCUUCGGCGGAUGUGAUGUGUGGACUGCUGUUCUGUCACCAUCACAAGCAGGACGAGGUGUUGGAGCUUGGGGAAUACAAUGGUGACUCGCGGUACAGUGUGCAGAAGGGCAAUGAGACGAUGCGCCAUGUGCUGUGUCGUUCGGCGUACGUUGAUCUCGGUGAUGGACAGGGUCGACAUCCGGCAUUCGUACCGGACGGGGCACCCUGUGGCGAUGGCCGAAUGUGCUACCGGCAGCGGUGUGAAAGCAUCGAACGGCUGAACGAGUAUGGUCUCGGAGGGAAGGUGUGUGCCCACGGCUGCUUUGGACGUGGAGUUUGUAACAGCGAAGGACACUGCCAUUGUCAGCUGGGAUACGAUCCACCUUACUGCGAGCAUUCCGGCGUUGGAGGAUCGCUUGACAGUGGGCCCGCCUCUACCGACACGGGCGUUUUGCGAGACUUGCUGACAUUCACCGCACUUACACUGGUCGUGUUUGCUGUGCUGGUAACGGUAGUUGUCUAUGUCCGCAGUUUGCGUGGUGGGCUCGUUUCGCACUGGGGACGUGGACAUUGGCGUGGAUGUAAGGUGCGCGGUACUAGCAGUAUCCGUGAACCGAUCAAAACGGCCACACCGAUCGCGGCACGCGACAUAUCCCUGCCAAAGUACCACUCGUCUACACGGGACAUUAGUGACGAUCAACAGUAUCGACCGAUUGCAGCGUCUUCCUGGCAGACGGAUGCAAACCCAGGCGUCAGAGUACUUACCGUGGCUAGACCACAGGACCACACAGGUGGUGCACACGUACCACCGGUGACGAUCGAGUACCGGAUCGUACCAGGGACACAUCGGCACGCCCCACUUCCACCCGUCCCCGUUCACCGGCACCAGCGUCCGUUUUAGCGAGGCUUCCCGGUUUGCUCAAACGAAAUCACCAACGAAAACAAUAAUGUGCUCUCUUACAAACCAUCGUCUUCGUCCCCGUAUUUUUAAGCGUAACGUUUUUGGUGUAAGAUAUUCAAGGCAAUAAACAACAACAGUCACCACUUUUUCUAGUCAUAUCCCGAACGGUAAUGCUGAAGAGUUC